AUGCAGACCAUAAAAUGUGUGGUGGUUGGUGACGGGGCAGUUGGAAAAACCUGUCUACUCAUCUCGUACACCACCAAUGCCUUCCCUGAAGAAUACAUUCCGACAGUGUUUGACAAUUACAGCGCCCAGAUGAGCGUGGACGGCCGCACCGUCAGCCUUAACUUGUGGGACACGGCGGGUCAGGAGGAGUACGACCGCCUGCGUACUCUUUCCUACCCCCAGACCAACGUCUUCAUCAUCUGCUUCUCCAUCGGCAGCCCCUCCUCGCACGCCAACGUCAGGCACAAGUGGCACCCUGAGGUGUCCCACCACUGCCCCAGCGUGCCCAUCCUGCUGGUGGGCACCAAGAGGGACCUGAGGGGCGACGCCGAUACGGUGAAGAAGCUGAAGGAGCAGGGUUUGGCUCCAACAACCCAGCAGCAGGGAAACGCCCUCGCCAAACAAAUCGGGGCCGUUAAAUACAUGGAGUGCUCGGCGCUGCUCCAGGAAGGCGUCAGGGAGGUGUUCGCCGAGGCCGUGAGAGCCGUGUUGUACCCCGUCACGAAAAAGAACACCAAGAAAUGCGCGCUUUUGUAA
This is a messenger RNA of Nerophis lumbriciformis (worm pipefish), 576 nucleotides long. Lineage: Eukaryota; Metazoa; Chordata; Actinopteri; Syngnathiformes; Syngnathidae. The record is from RefSeq and is a predicted model, not a curated record.